AUGAGUAAAGUACUUCGCCGGUCGAGCACCGUGCAAAAACCGGAUACCGCUUUGACAGCAAGUUCUUACUAUUCUGGGACUAUCAAUACAACUUCAACUCAACCAUUACCCACCGGACAACUCUCGAACUCCCCGAUGAAUGCGAUUGAAAACGAUAAGAAACCUGCAACUGAGCUAUCCAAAUUCACCACAGAUUCGUCAACGAACAAUCACAACAAUCCGGAUUCUGGACUAUCGAAACAAACUUCAAAAUCAAAGUUGCGUCGCUCACUCUCGCUUCUCUCCCGCAAAGAAGAGAAACAAUCGCAGCCGUUAUUAAAGGUUCAUCGAUAUACCAUUUACGAUGAUGAAAAAGGUGAAUUCAUUGAAAUCAUAGAAGAGGAAUGGGAAGGUGAUGGCCCUCCACCGAAGAAAUCUUUAAGCAUCCAACAGCAAAAUACCUUGAUGAUCGAUAAAGAUCUACCGAAAUUGCCUGAACCGAUAGAGAACACUGACGAGAAAAAGCUGUUUGCGAAGUUUAAUAAGUGGUUAAAACAACGGUAUCCGUUUAUACUCGAGUUUUCCAAGGAACACAAGAGAACGCUGUUGAUUUCCUCGGUACUAUUCCUUCUACUAAUCAUCGUCAUCAUUAUCCUCGCCCGUGUGCUAUAA
Acaulospora colombiana is the source of this 651-nucleotide messenger RNA. The record is from the annotation of a GenBank genome assembly. NCBI's taxonomy places the organism in Eukaryota, Fungi, Glomeromycota, Glomeromycetes, Diversisporales, Acaulosporaceae.